Messenger RNA from Schistocerca serialis cubense, 3693 nucleotides. RefSeq names its product catenin alpha (gene alpha-Cat). Gene Ontology annotation, molecular function: beta-catenin binding; actin filament binding; structural molecule activity. The transcript has 18 exons. Gene Ontology annotation, cellular component: catenin complex; actin cytoskeleton; adherens junction. The record is from RefSeq and is a predicted model, not a curated record. NCBI's taxonomy places the organism in Eukaryota, Metazoa, Arthropoda, Insecta, Orthoptera, Acrididae. Bases 274 to 3030 code for a protein of 918 amino acids. Gene Ontology annotation, biological process: cell-cell adhesion; cell migration.
AAGAGUUUGACAAUAGUGUAUAUGAGACCCACCCAAAGCGAUUUGUGAUAAAAGCACUUCACCAAACAAUCUUGUUUGAACUGUUAUUUUGUGUUUUGCACGUUCCUGUUUAUUGUUUGUCGAUAGUGGCUUCCUUUCUUAUCGUGUGACUGAAAGAUUUGUGUGCAUUCAUACAGAAAAAGUGAAUUUAAAUUUUGUGGACUGAUUUUCCGUAAGUUCAUAGUUUCAUCUAUUUGGAACAGUUCUACGUGAAGUCCAGUCAACCCAUCAAGAAUGGCGGAACACUUUGGUGCUACACUCAAAUGGGAUCCGAAAAACCUAGAGAUCCGUACUAUGUCUGUCGAGAAAACUCUGGAACCAUUGGUGCUUCAGGUCACAACAUUGGUCAAUACCAAAGGCCCUUCAAAAAAGAAGAAAGGUAGAUCGAAACGAGCCCACGUACUUGUUGCAGCAGUUGAAAAAGCCACAGAAAACUUUAUUGAAAAAGGAGAAAUGAUAGCAUAUGAGAAUCCAGAUAUAAAGCAAGAGAUGCUUGCUGCUGUAGAAGAGGUUCGAAAAACAGGUGAUGCGAUGAGUGUGGCAGCUCGUGAAUUUGCAGAUGAUCCAUGUUCAUCACUGAAAAGGGGCAACAUGGUACGAGCAGCCCGGAACCUUUUAUCAGCUGUUACCAGGCUGCUCAUACUCGCAGACAUGGUCGAUGUGCAUCUUUUGUUAAAGUCUCUUCGAGUGGUUGAAGACGACUUGGAGAAACUGAAGAAUGCAUCAAGCCAAUCAGAAUUGUUGGACAACAUCAAAGCAUUUGGUCGUAAUGCCUCGGAACUUAUGAGCCAAGCAGCAAAGAGGCAACAAGAACUGAAGGAUCCUCAGUUAAGAGAUGAUCUGGCAGCUGCAAGAGCAGUCCUCAAGAAGCAUUCCACUAUGUUACUCACAGCCUCAAAGGUAUAUGUACGUCACCCUGAGCUUGCAGCAGCAAAAGCAAAUCGUGACUACGUGUUCAAACAAGUUUGUGAAGCAGUCAACACAAUAUCUGAUGUGGCACAAGGCAAGGGGCCUUCUGUGCCCCAGAACCCGUAUGAUGGCCCAGGUGAACUAGCUGCAGCACUUGAUGAUUUUGAUGAACACAUUGUUAUUGACCCUCUGACAUACAAUGAGGUACGUACUCGUCCCUCUUUGGAAGAGCGUCUGGAGAGUAUUAUCAGUGGAGCUGCUCUAAUGGCUGAUUCUUCAUGCACUAGAGAUGAAAGGAGAGAGCGCAUUGUUGCAGAGUGCAAUGCCGUGCGCCAGGCACUGCAGGACUUGCUGUCUGAAUACAUGUCUAAUUUGCAAGCAGCAAGGGGAGGAAAGAGAGGGAUGGGUACCAAAGAACAGAGUGAAGGCUUGGAGCGAGCCUUAGAUCACAUGUGCCGCAAGACGAGAGACCUCCGGCGGCAACUGAGGAAGGCAGUUGUUGAUCACGUGUCGGACAGUUUCCUGGAGACCAACGUUCCGCUUCUUGUCCUCAUUGAAGCGGCCAGGGCAGGAAAUGAAAAGGAAGUUGAAGAAUAUGCCCUAGUCUUCACUGAACAUGCAAAUAAACUGGUCGAGGUUGCCAAUUUAGCAUGCAGCAUGUCUGGAAAUGAAGAUGGAGUUAAGAUGGUACGUUACGCUGCUGCACAGAUAGAGAAUCUUUGUCCUCAAGUGAUAAAUGCAGCACGCAUUUUGGCAGCCAGGCCACGUUCAAAAGUUGCUCAAGAAAAUAUGGACGUCUUCCGUGAUGCAUGGGAAAACCAAGUGCGGAUUUUGACAGAGGCUGUUGAUGAUAUCACUACUAUUGAUGAUUUCUUAGCAGUCUCAGAAAACCAUAUUCUUGAAGAUGUGAACAAGUGUGUGUUGGCGCUUCAGGAAGGGGAUGCCGACACCUUAGAUCGCACCGCGGGAGCCAUUCGUGGCCGCUCAUCCCGUGUUUGCAAUGUCGUGGGGGCAGAAAUGGAUAACUAUGAACCGGGAAUAUAUACAGAGAGAGUUUUAGAGGCAGUUAAAGUAUUGAGAGAUCAAGUGAUGCCAAAUUUUGCUCAGCGAGUUGAGGUGGCGGUAGAUGCUUUGUCUUCCAAUCCACCCAAGGACGUGGAUGAGAAUGAGUUCAUAGAUGCAUCUCGACUUGUAUAUGAUGGUGUAAGAGAAAUAAGAAGAGCUGUACUAAUGAACAGAACUGAUGAAGAACUUGACCCAGAAGAUGUUGAAUUUGAUGAACAUUACACAAUUGAAACAAGGAGCAAAUCGAGUGCUCAUACAGGAGAACAUGGUGUUGACGAGUAUCCUGACAUCAGUGGAAUCACAACUGCAAGGGAAGCCAUGCGUAAGAUGACUGAAGAAGAUAAGCAGAAGAUUGCCCAACAGGUAGAAUACUUCCGUAGUGAAAAACUGAAAUUUGAUCGCGAAGUUGCCAAGUGGGACGACACAGGAAAUGAUAUUAUUGUUCUGGCAAAACACAUGUGCAUGAUUAUGAUGGAGAUGACUGAUUUCACACGUGGUCGGGGACCAUUGAAAACAACAAUGGACGUUAUAAAUGCAGCAAAGAAAAUUUCUGAAGCUGGAACAAAACUGGACAAACUUACUAGACAGAUAGCUGACCAGUGCCCUGAAUCAUCGACAAAGAAAGAUCUGUUGGCUUACUUACAGAGGAUUGCUCUAUAUUGUCACCAGAUGAACAUUACAUCUAAAGUGAAGGCUGAUGUUCAGAAUAUUAGUGGAGAGCUUAUAGUUUCUGGCUUGGACAGCGCUACAUCACUUAUUCAAGCAGCAAAGAACUUGAUGAAUGCUGUAGUCCUCACCGUUAAAGCUUCGUAUGUCGCAUCGACAAAAUAUCCAAGACAGGGUACUGUUGCGUCCCCAAUAGUAGUGUGGAAGAUGAAAGCACCUGAGAAGAAACCUUUAGUACGCCCAGAGAAGCCAGAAGAAGUUAGAGCAAAGGUUCGAAAAGGUUCUCAAAAGAAAGUACAGAAUCCAAUUAAGGCCCUUAGUGAAUUCCAGAGUCCUACGGAGUCUAUAUAAGAUUAUACAAAAAUAUAUGGAACCACUAAAACCUAAGUAUUUUUUUACAGUUCUAGCUUAGACCAUCUUCCUACAAAUGAGGGCUCAAAGCAUGCAUUAUUCCAUAUUUGUGAAGUAUUUUGCCACAAGUAAAUCACAGAAGCUAUAAUCUUCAUAGUGUGGCCACUGUAAUGGUUCAGAUAGCAGAUUCAUGUUUUUGUAUUUACAACAGUAAUCCAGUAUUUAUCUGAAAUUGAUUACAGCAAAAAACUGCAUUUUGAAUGGUUCAACAAUGUUGAACUGAUUUUCUGGUAGGAAUGUGUUAAAACUGCUUUUUUCCCCGUUGCAGAAUAGAACUCUGUAUAAUGCAAUUUUAAUGUUUUUAGCCAACUGUUUCAAAUAGUGUUUGUUUUGAGCUCUUGCCAUGAAGGGUAUGAUGGUGGAGAAAAAAUCCGCAUUAGAACUGUAAAUCUAUCAUGUGGUUCCUAUUUACUGUUUCGAGAAUUAUUUGUGAUAGAUAGCAGAAGUAUUUUCAGUGUAUAUAGACAGUAAAUAUUAAAUUCAGUGUAUGUAAGUAUUAAUUUUAUGUGUAUGUAGAUUAAUAUUCUGUACAUGACUUUCUGCAGCUGCAUUUUUAUUUAUUUUAGUCAGUCAUGUGAGCAACUCUUAGUGUAGUUUUUUUUU